Molecule: messenger RNA, 327 nt
Organism: Fusarium tjaetaba
Lineage: Eukaryota; Fungi; Ascomycota; Sordariomycetes; Hypocreales; Nectriaceae
Exons: 3
Coding region: 1-327 (108 amino acids)
Source: RefSeq, a predicted model, not a curated record
AUGCCUACUCAAGAAGUGCUCAAUCUGUGGGAAGCUUCCUCCCCAACUACCAAAAGCGAAGGCCCCCUUCAGGGCACAUCAAACCCUUCCCAGUCCCUGGUUUCCAAGCACGAGUGCUUUGCCGUACCACUCAACGCGGAAGUAUGCCCGACUUGUGACGAUGGACGUCUUGCGCUCGAUCAGGAUCGCGUUCGCAACAGUGGUCCUCGUACGCCCGGCUCUAUCCACGCCGACAUCGUCGCACAGAUAGAAGCGAAACGAAAGCGAAAGGCCUCGGAGGAAGCAGAGAAGGAGAAGCAAAAAGCUGAGGUUGAGAAGUCAACAUAA